CUGAGCCACGGGGGAAAGUCCCAAGGGCACAGACGGGAUGUGGGGCGGUGUGGGGCACAGGGUGGCAGAUGCCCCCCGGCCCCGGGAGCUCCCAGGAGCCCUGCCUCGGUGGGGCUCUGGUGUUGGUGAGCGUCCAGGGGCGGCCUGACUUCCUCUCUCAGGUUCUGGCGGCCCCGAGUGUGACACCAGGGGUCAGCAGGGCCCUGCUCCCUCCUGAGGCUCCAGGGACCCUUCCAGCGUCUGAGGGUCCUCCUCAACCCUCCGUGUCCCUUGGCUUGCCACUGUGUUACUCGUGUCUCGUCCACUGUCACGUGGCCUUCUCCCUGUGUCCGCAUCUCUUUCGAGGACACCUCCUUAGCGCGUCAGGGCCCACCCUCCUGCAGUGCGACUUGGUCACAUCUGCAGAUUUCCUGUUUGCAAAGAAGGUCACCUUUACCGGUACCGGAGGGGCAGGACUUGAACGUGCCAUUUAGAAGACCUGAUUGAGCACAGGGCAGUCCUCAGCAGCAGGUGUUUGCCGGGUGCAGCUCAGGUGUCCUUCCAGAGACACAUCUGAUGCCCUGGGGGUGGCCCAGCCCAGCCCUCGGGCCGCAUAGCUCAGACCGCGCACACCCCGUGAGUCAGAGCCAGCUCUAGCUCUCGGGCGAAUUCGGCUGCAUAUACUCUCCGGCUCCCCUCCUAGAUUUUCAAGUUUUUUUGCCCCAUUUUAUCUCAGUUUUGUUUCAUGAAUGGUUUGUAAAAGAAGUUGGUGUUCCAGAUCAUGUCUUCCUUGAUAAUUUAAACAGUUACAGGUCCUUCCUGGAGUUAGCCAUGCUACUGUUUGGUGUGUAUCCUUGCCAGCUUUCUGCCAUGUUGCCAUAUGUUACAUGUAUGGGUUAGAUAUACACAGUUAUAUAUAUUUAACUGUAGACAACUUUUUUUCCAGGUUUUAUUGUUAUUUUUUUAAGAUUUUACUUAUUUAUUCAUGAGAGACACACAGAGAGGCAGAGACACAGGCAGAGGGAGAAGCAGGCUCCCUGCUCGAUCCCAGGACCCCAGGGUCACACCCUAAGCCCAAGGCAGACGCUCAACCAUGAGCCACCCAGGCAUCCCUAUUAUUAUUAUUUUUUGUAAUAGCUUCGUUUAGAUAGAAGCCACAUACCAUACAGUUCAUUCAUUUUGAGUAUACAGUUAAGUGAUUUACAGGAUGUGCACAGAGUUGUACGAUCACCGUGUCUGUCUAAGUCUGGAACAUGGUGUCUGUUAUCAUCCCCAAAGAAACCCUGUCCCGUGAGCAGUUACCUCCCAUCCCCAUUCUCUAGCCCCUGCCAAAAAUGAAUCUACUUCCUGCCUGUAGGUAUGCCUGCCUGUUCUGGACGUCACACACGUGGACUCACACCGUGGGGCCUCCUGUGUCAGGUUCUCACCGCGUGCUGUGUUUCCAAGGUAGCAGGAGUGGAAUCUCCGGGUCACGUGUUAACUCUACGACCAUGUGAAGAACCGCCAGGCUGUCUUCCCCGUGCCGCUCACACCACAGGCCUCUGUUCUGUCCCAGUACCGGGAGGCCUGGGAUCGAGAUGUUGGCAGGGCCGACAUUGCAGAGCCUCUGUCCUUGGUGUUAGACGGCCGUCUUCUCCCCGUGCCCUCACAUGGAAUCCCCGUGAAGCCCAUCACAAGUGUCCCGUGAACGGCCCCCACUCAUUCCUCAGGAUUGUGCGUGAGAGUCUGCUGCUUGCAAGGGGCUUCAUCCCUGCCUGCCCUGGAACCUGCUCCCAAGAGAAGAGGAUGGCUGCUGGGUACCUGCCCCCCUGGCCCCAGGAGUUUGUAACCUUUGAGGAUGUGGCUGUGGACUUCUCCCAGGAGGAGUGGGAGAUGCUAGACCCUGCUCAGAGGAGGCUCUACAGAGAGGUGAUGCUGGAGACCUGCCGGAACCUGGCCACACUAGAUGCCUUGAAGAAUCAACGUGCCAAUAUGGGCAUUGAGGAUGGUACGCUCUCCCCAACCCCAGCCUCUCAGGCCACCAGUCCUUCUUCAUGGGCAGGGUGUUCGCUUUUGCUGCCAGGGGCAGCUUUCCACUUGGAGCAAGGAGAAGCCAUGUGGACGGGGGGAGAAGGAGCUCCCCAAACCUCCUGCUCAGAUUUGGAGACGAGUCUGAAAAGCCAAGAGUCAAUUUAUACGAAGGUGGUUUUGGAGGAAGAACCACCCAGUGGUAUGAAUAUCAUAAAGCUCCCCAAAGAAGAAUGGGGAUGUGGUCAACUUGAGGAGAGCCAUGAAGACCCCCACAGGCUUUUGAGGCAAAUGGCAUUCACUCAGGUAGACACAUUGGCUCAAAAGGAGGCCAUUGCCUGGCAUGAGUUUGGGGACCCCUGUAGUAUGAACUCAGACCUUGCUUUAUCACAAGGGGAUUCUCUAGGAAAGCAUUUCCUUGACUGUAAUCUUAACAUUGAGAGUUUGGUAGCUGAUCCAUUCUUAAAACAUCAUCAGAUGGGAUAUACAGACCAGAGGCCCUGUAAAGGGAAUGAAUACGCAAAAGACGUCAGCCAAAAUAGUCCUCUUACUCAGCACAAAAGAACCGGAACUUGUACAUAUGCAGAAGGCGGGGAGUCAUUUAAUCAUGGCACGGCUCUUACGACACACAACACAAUUAAUACAGUGGGGAAAUCCUAUGAAUGUUACCAGUGUGGGAAAGUGUUUAAUCGGAGGCAUUCCCUGAGUGAGCAUCAAAGAAUACAUACAGGAGAGAGACCAUAUGAAUGUCAGGAAUGUGGGAGAGCCUUCACGCACAGCUCAACCCUCACACGGCACUUGAGAACUCAUACUGGAGAGAAGCCCUAUGCGUGCGGUGAUUGUGGGAAGGCCUUCAAUAGGAUAUCAUCUCUUACCCAACACCAGAGGAUUCACACAGGUGAAAAGCCCUAUAAAUGCAAAGACUGUGGAAAAUCCUUCUGCCAGAGUUCUUACCUGAUCUUGCACAAGAGAACGCAUACUGGCGAGAAGCCUUAUGAAUGUAACGAAUGUGGAAAGGCCUUCAGUGAUCGCUCCUCACUUAACCAACAUGAGCGAACUCACACUGGCGAGAACCCCUAUGAAUGUAAUCAAUGCGGAAGAGCCUUCAGCCAGAGGUCUUCCCUCGUUCGGCACGAGAGAACUCACACUGGAGAGAAACCGUAUAGCUGUAAUGAAUGUGGGAAAGCAUUCAGCCAGAGCUCAUCCCUUAUUACCCAUCAGAAAACUCACACUAGUCAAAAAACCUAUAAAAUAAUUGAUUGUGGGAAAGCUUUCUAUCAGAGCAGCCACCUUAUUGGAUUUUAGAUAUUGCUUGCUGCUCUGAAGUACAUAAGUAUGGCUAGAGUUUGCCCUUUGGAUGUACUAUCUAUUUUUAAAGAUUUUAUUUAUUUAUUCAUGAGUGACACAGAGAGAAGCAGAGACACAGGGAGAGGGAGAAGCAGGCUCCACGCAGGGAGCCCGAUGUGGGACUUGAUCCCAGGACUCCAGGAUCACACCCUGGGCUGAAGGCAGGUGCUAAACUGCUGAGCCACCCAGGGAUCCCCCAUACUAUUUGAAAAGAAGUAGGUGUAUGUCAUAUUCUUGAAGUCCAGAUCUGAGAAGGGACCUUUUAAUGGAGGAAAUUGCCAUUGAGCUCUGCCCAAGGCCUGCCCUUUUGGAAAAGAUUA
Canis lupus familiaris (dog) is the source of this 3653-nucleotide messenger RNA. RefSeq names its product zinc finger protein 554 (gene ZNF554). Lineage: Eukaryota; Metazoa; Chordata; Mammalia; Carnivora; Canidae. The record is from RefSeq and is a predicted model, not a curated record. Gene Ontology annotation, biological process: regulation of cytokine production; negative regulation of transcription by RNA polymerase II; regulation of immune system process.